CCUGCGCCCUGUGAGCCGCCGACCGAACCAAGCCAGGGAAGCGGCCCACCAGCCACCAGGCGGCCUGGCGGAGGCAGUGCCCGUGGAGCAGUGGCAGCGCAGGAGCGCCUCUGGCUGGGGGGAAGGGAGGAAGGAGGAGAAACAAAGGCGAGCGUGCCUGGCGCCGCCCUCCCUGCGCCGCCCACCAUGUGUCAGUCAGAGGCGCGGCGAGGACCGGAGCUCCGCGCAGCGAAAUGGUUGCACUUCCCCCAGCUGGCCCUGAGGCGGAGGCUGGGACAGUUGAGCUGCAUGUCCAGACCCGCCCUGAAACUGCGCUCCUGGCCCCUGACCGUCCUCUACUACCUCCUGCCCUUCGGUGCCCUCAGACCGCUCAGCCGGGUGGGAUGGAGGCCCGUGAGCAGGGUGGCCCUGUACAAGUCGGUACCAACGCGCUUGCUGUCGCGGGCCUGGGGCCGCCUCAACCAAGUAGAGCUGCCGCAUUGGCUGCGCAGGCCUGUCUACAGCCUAUACAUCUGGACCUUCGGGGUGAACAUGAAGGAGGCCGCCGUGGAGGACCUGCACCACUACCGCAACCUCAGCGAGUUCUUCCGGCGCAAGCUGAAGCCGCAGGCCCGGCCCGUGUGUGGCCUGCACAGCGUGAUCAGCCCGUCGGAUGGGAAGAUCCUCAACUUUGGGCAGGUGAAAAACUGCGAGGUGGAGCAGGUGAAAGGGGUCACCUACUCACUGGAGUCGUUCCUGGGCCCGCGCACCUCCACAGAGGACUUGCCUUUCCCACCAGCCACCUCCUGCAGCUCCUUCAGGAGCCAGCUGGUCACCCGGGAAGGGAACGAGCUCUACCACUGCGUCAUCUACUUGGCCCCCGGGGAUUACCACUGCUUCCACUCUCCCACUGACUGGACCGUUUCCCACCGGCGCCACUUCCCAGGCUCCCUGAUGUCCGUGAACCCUGGCAUGGCCCGCUGGAUCAAAGAGCUCUUCUGCCACAAUGAGCGAGUAGUCCUGACUGGGGAUUGGAAACAUGGCUUCUUCUCACUCACAGCCGUGGGGGCCACCAACGUGGGCUCCAUCCGCAUCUACUUCGACCGGGACCUGCACACAAACAGCCCAAGGUACAGCAAGGGCUCCUACAACGACUUCAGCUUCGUGACGCACGCCAACAAGGAGGGCAUCCCCAUGCGCAAAGGCGAGCACCUGGGCGAGUUCAACCUGGGCUCCACCAUCGUGCUCAUCUUUGAGGCCCCCAAGGACUUCAACUUCAAGCUGAAAGCAGGACAGAAAAUCCGAUUCGGGGAGGCUCUGGGCUCCCUCUAGAGCCUCUUUCCUGGCUGUGGAUGCCGAGGGAUCUUUUCCAAACAGAAAUGGGAGGGUCUUUCUGAGGGGAAUCUCUGCAGCUGUCCCGGGGAGUGGACUGUCUUGGGGCCAUGGGAUCUGACAGUGGGUGACUUCUGUCCCUGCUGUCCCAGAAGUGCAGAUGACGAAGUCAGAGCCCAUCAUGCCCUAGACCUACAUUGUCCCUUCCCACCCUAAAGAGAAAGAAAGUGCAGGCCGGGAUGAUCUCAGAUUCCCUUUGGGAGACUUUUUAACCUACUGUAUAAACUGGAGACCCUACAUCUCCUGGCUGAGCGUUCCGUUGGUCUUGAUUUCCAUUUUAAGAUGAUAAGUGAUAAAUAUACCUUCUUGCUGCUCCUUCCAUCACUGCUUUUUGGCCUUCUCCCUCUGCCUCCCCUGCACGGGGUGAGGUGCCUCUGGCACUGUGGGCCAGCACUGCCCCCCAGAGCAGGGUCAUAUGGCCUUUAAUGCGACGGCUUUCUGUCCCAAAUUUAUUUGCCCCACCCUGCUCUUUGGGAAAAAUGGUCUUUCUUUGUGCUUGUGGCUAAACACAUCACCCCUGGCUCCGCCAGCAUCUUCUGCGGAUGGUGACGAAUGGUGUGGCACUUUGCAGGCCCCAGUGAGUGACCUUCUGGAGCUGGCAAGUCCACUCUGUAGGAGGCAAGAACAAUUGCUGCACCCGCCUGAAUGGUGUCCAAAGUGAAUGGGGCCAGGGGAGAGCUUGCGUCCCCGCCCCGUAUCCAGACCGACAUAAAAUACGGGGACGUUGCUGCUAUUGAUUGAUUCAGGGGCUUGUGUUGGAGGCAGAAGAAGAGCCUUGGAGUGUCUGGGGGAAGGGGUCAGUGCCUAGAAAACCUGUCCCCAGGUAACAGGUACGCAGUCUUUGGGGAGCCACUGACGGUGGGGACAGGGCCAGGUUUCAUCUUUCCUGGGGAUGCUGUGAAUUUCUCCUGCAGGAGAAGCCAUUUGAACUUUUUCAACUGUAUCAGUAGCACAGUAUUUUUGUAUGAAAAGUGGGAGACUUCUGAACAGUAAUUCAUUUAAUUGCAACAAUUUGAAAUAAAAAAAUAAAACUCAUCGCA
Messenger RNA from Ceratotherium simum simum (southern white rhinoceros), 2411 nucleotides. It is a transcript of the gene PISD, whose product is annotated as phosphatidylserine decarboxylase. Lineage: Eukaryota; Metazoa; Chordata; Mammalia; Perissodactyla; Rhinocerotidae. The record is from RefSeq and is a predicted model, not a curated record. Gene Ontology annotation, cellular component: mitochondrion. Gene Ontology annotation, biological process: phosphatidylethanolamine biosynthetic process. Gene Ontology annotation, molecular function: phosphatidylserine decarboxylase activity.